Messenger RNA from Pangasianodon hypophthalmus (striped catfish), 1607 nucleotides. It is a transcript of the gene ca4c, whose product is annotated as carbonic anhydrase IV c. The record is from RefSeq and is a predicted model, not a curated record. The coding region runs from base 88 to 1017 and encodes 309 amino acids. The transcript has 8 exons. Gene Ontology annotation, molecular function: carbonate dehydratase activity; zinc ion binding. Gene Ontology annotation, cellular component: plasma membrane. NCBI's taxonomy places the organism in Eukaryota, Metazoa, Chordata, Actinopteri, Siluriformes, Pangasiidae.
UCUCUCUCUCUCUCCCUCCCUCUUAUACCAUCCUUACAGGUGCUCUUCUGCCCUGAAUGCCAGACUGACUUUGCUGCUAUUGUAGUCAUGUGGUCCACUCUCCUUGUGUCAUGUCUUCUGUUUUCUCCAUGUAUCCACUCUGUUCAGUGGUGCUACCAGAGCCAGUACUCAUGUGAGGACAGGUGCAGAGAACCCAGUCAGUGGGCCAAAGACUUUCCAGUUUGUGGAGGCCAGAACCAGUCACCCAUUAAUAUAGUCACACACAAGGCGAGACACAACCCCCGUCUAACCCCAAUCAUCUUUGAAGGUUACACAGAAACACUGAAUGUCACUGUGCAAAACCUUGGAAAUAUUGCUGUACUCGCACUUCCUCCAUCUCUGCGGAUCCGAGGUGGGGAUCUGCCUGCCACCUACAAGGCCGUUCAGCUGCAUCUACACUGGGGAGUGGCUGAUAGGCCAGGUUCAGAACACACUUUAGAUGGGGAGAAGUAUCCCAUGGAACUCCAUAUUGUUCAUAUGAAAGAGCAGUUCAAAACUGUGAAGGAAGCCAUGAAUGAUACAGUAGGGAGAGCAGCUCUUGCCUUCUUCUAUGAGGUGUCCACAGAAGAAAACCAGAAAUUCAAUCAAGUGAUUCAAGCUUUGGGAAGAAUUCCAUAUAAUGGGAACACCAGUAUUGUCCCAGAUUUCCGGUUGACUGAUAUCUUGCCUUCAUUGGAGAAGCUUUCCAGUUACUACCGUUAUUCAGGUUCUCUGACCACGCCAGGCUGUGAUGAGGGCAUCAUCUGGACUAUCUUCCAGGAGUCUUUUUCCAUCAGCCAACAACAGUUGGUGAACAUAACCAAGCAGAUGUGGUUCAAGACAGGAAAGCCCAUGAUUGACAACUUCCGCCCAGUGCAAAAGCUAAAUGGGCGCAUAGUGUACAAAUCCACGGCAUGUUCUCGUACAUCGUCAGGACCAGUCAUUCUGUGUCUGUGUCUCCUCUGUAUAUUUGGGCUGAUAGAGGGUAUAUUCACAUAACUUAUUGUCUAUAAUUUCAGCACAUUUUCAGAGAUAAUACAGUAAUACUCUAGUACAAGACUGAAAAAGGAUUAGAGCACAUUUAAAAAGGCAACUGUUUAUUCAUUUGUUGGCAAUAUGCAAAACAGUGCUGUGCAAGACAACAAAGUAUUUUGGUAUCCCACUAUGAUUAAAAACUUGUACCAAAGUGCCACAUUAAAGAAAGUUCAAAAUCCCCCAAACCACCAGAAUUAUAGCUAGAAACUAACAGAAUGCUUUGAUUUAUGAUGUAUAAAGAAAGGAGCUGCAAAGUCAUGUAUUCACAACAGUUGGAAUGUAGGAAGGCUUUUUAUACUGGUGCUGGCAUUUGAAGUCAUAUACGUGUGAUAUGUGCUAUGAUGUCAUGCACCAUGUCUUCGGUAAUUUCAGUUUGAUGAGGCUCUUGAAAAAAAUCUGAUAUUCUCUUUUGCAACAUUAUGGCUGUGAUUUGAUUAGACAAUUACUUGGUACUUUACCUUGUCGACUCCAACAUUGUGUGACCAACAAACGUCAACAACAAAUGUAAUAGGUUAAUGUCGAUUUGAAAAAAAUAAAACAAAACAUAAAAAAUA